AUGGCGAGACCGAUGGGGGGAGAUACGCGCGCGCGCGCUGGUGCGGGCACUCUCCGAUGGGGCGGUGGCCACCGCCGCGGAGGAUCAUGGCGAGGAAAACUCGCGCUCAUCGUGAUGAUGAUGAUGUGUUUCUUGGUUCCGACCGUCGGAUACGAGGUCCCCGAGGUGGAGUGGGUGCACCCUUUGGAAGGGCAGAGCGGAGGCGGCGCCGUCAUCACGGUGCAAGGGACGAACAUAGCUUCGAUACGGAACAUGUCAGGGGUGAAUUUGUUUUGCAAGCUCGACAGCGAGCAGGUCCCGGCGAAGUUCCUUCACGACGACGUCGUGGAGUGUCACACCCCGCCGCACGUCGAGGGGUUCGUGCAUCUAGAGUUUACACUGAACGGCGAACUCACGUCGAAUCCGUCGAAAACGCCGUGGAAGGAGAGCUACAUGUACGUCGCCUCCGGGAGCGUGAAGAACAUUUUUUCGUUUUACGGCUACGGCGGCAGCGUGAUCGAAGUCAGAGGCGAGGACUUCAAGCCAGGGUACGCGUGCAGGAUAGGGGCGAACCCCGUGCCGACGCACUUCGUGUCGAGCACGUUGUUGCGAUGCGAGGUUCCCGGGCACGUAGAGGAGUCCGUCACCGUGGACGUGUCGAACGCGGCCGGGACGUUCGGGACGUUCAGCGACAUCGAGUUUCAGUACACGCCGAAAGCGGUAAUAAGCCAGGUGUCGCCGAGGAUGGGAAACAGCCAAGGCGGGACGGUUCUGUCCGUGAACGGCCGAAAUUUCGCGAGCACAAACAUGUUGAAGUGUCGCGUGGGCACGAUAGAGAUGAACGGGGUUUGGAAGAGUUCCACGGACGUGGAGUGCGUCACCCCGGCGGCGCAACCGGGGCCGGUGAAUUCGACGAUCGGCCGCUUGGUUCAAAUUUCCACGAAUCAGAAAGAUUUCACAACCGGGGAGAUGAAGUUUAUGCAUCAACCCCUCUCCGGCGUGGACGCGGCGUUCCCAUCGAGUUUACCCGCCGCGGGAGGCGCGCCGGUCGCGGUCCACCUGCCGUUAGCGCACCCCUCGGAGGAUCCAAAGUGUCGGUUCGGGAUCACCGUCAUGCCGGGGGUUUUAGAGGCGCACCUCGGGACGGUCGCGUGCGUGAGCCCGUACUCUCAACCCGGGUUCGUCGCCGUGCACGUCGCGAGGAACGGCGCGGAUUUCGAAUACUUACCGCCCGGCGUGGUGGACGGGAACGGCGUCAUUGUCGAGAUGAAAGUCGCGAUGGAGGUUAUCGUCGUGUUCCCUGAGGUUGGCUUUAAAGGCGGCGGCGGGGUCGUCGAGGUGACGGGCGACCACAUCUUGUACGACGACGUCCAGUGCGUGUUCGGGACAGACAGCACGACCGCACACGUCGUGUCGUCCGCGUUCAUAUACUGCGAGGUCCCCGCGCACGACGUGGGCGUCGUGACGUUGGAGCUCGCGUCCGCGGCGUCGGGCGCGACGGAGCCGCUCGUGCGUCCAAACUUCUUAUUCGACGAGAUCCCGGUCGUGUCCUCGAUCAAGCCCGCGAGCGGGUUCUUACACGGCGGGAACACGGUGACCGCGCGUGGGGCGCACUUCAGCGAGAUUCACGACAUCGCGUGCAGGUUCGGCUCGAUCGGGCCGGUCGACGGGGAGUGGAUCGCGGACGACGAGCUGCGGUGCAACGCCCCGGCGCACGCCGCGGCGUUCGUUCCCUUUAACGUCGGUCUGCGAGACGAUUACGCCCUUCGCGGCGGCGCAAAGACAGACGUGAUGUACGAGUACGCGGUCACGCCCACGCUGACGACGGUCGUGGAGAACGACGAUCGCACGGUCACGGUGUUGGGUACCGGGUUCGUUCCUGGCGAGAAGGUGUACUGCGACUUAGGCUCAGGGAACGGGUACGUCGAGGGGACGGUUCAGGACGAGCACACGAUUCUUUGCGCGACCGGCCUCGGCGGCGCCGCCGUCGUCGCGGGGAACAUCACCGUGAACGACGAGGACGGGAACAGCGUGUUGACGCCGCUGAGCACGGACGCGAGCGAAGUCAGCACGAUCGCGCUCGCGCCGACGUCUAUCGACAAGGUGACGCCGACCGGGCCGCGAUCGGGCGGGACGACGGUCGUCGUGCACGGUGAGAACUUCACCCCCACGGCGCUGUGCAGGUUUGGCACGAGCCCUCCCGUCGCCGCGGCGUUCGUGUCUUCGAAACAGAUCGUGUGUGAAUCCCCGUCGCAUAAAUCCGACGGUGGCGUGACUUUAGAAGUCUCCAACGACGGCUACGAUUGGACGUCCGCUGGGUACGUGUUUGCAUAUCAAACCCCCGCGUCGCUGUCUUCCGUGACGCCGCGGCAAGGCUCAAUCACGGGCGGGUCUUUACUCCGCCUGAGCGGGUCGAACAUGACGAACACGGACGUUUUGUCGUGCCGAGUCGGGACGAUAUCUCACAUCGCGUCGAGGUGGCUCUUCGCGACGACGACGUCGUGCCAUCUUCCCGCGCACAGCGUCGGUUUGGUCCCGCUCGGGUUACAAACGCACGUCGCGGACCAUUUCAUGUACGACGUGUUCUUCGACUACACUCCGCCGCCGAACAUUUCGUCCGUGUACCCUACUAGAGGAGCGGUCACGGGCGGAACGCGGGUGACGUUGGCGGGGGUGAACCUCCCGCCCACCGGGCGGGUCGUGUGCCGGUUCGGAGCGACCCCGGUGACGGCGCUGCAGCGAACGUCCACGCAGGUCGUGUGCUCGACCCCGGCGCUGAGACCUGGAAUGUCCACGGUUGAAAUUUCCGUGAACAAGCAAGACUUCACGCUGACCGGGUUGCAGUUUGAAUACGUCGCGUCGCCGAUGAUGCUGACGGUGACGCCGAAGACUGGACCGACGGUCGGAGGGACCGUGAUCGCGGUGCAAGGCGAUCACUUCACCGCGGACGCGAGUGAAAUCGGGACAAGCUGCGUGUUUUCAAACUACACCAGGGGUGAAAUCACGUACGUGAUAUCCUCGCGGUUGCUCCGGUGCGAAGUCCCGUCUAGCGCGCCGCUAGGGAACGCGUACGUCGGACUUUCCGUGAACGAUCUGGACACCACGUCAGAGAUGCAGACGUUCCGUUACCUUCCCCCGCCGGACAUCGAAGCCGUGUAUCCGCUCGCGGGAAGCGAGGCUGGGGGUGGCGUCGCCGUCGUGCACGGGACGUUUUUGUUCGACUCCGAUCAAGUCGCGUGCAAGGUCGGGUCGAUCACCAACGUGCACGCGAUUCACGUCACCGCGGAUGAGAUUUCGUGCCUGAUGCCCGCGCACGCGCCCGGUCCUGUGCUCAUCGACGUCUCGCUGAACAAACGAGAUCACACGCAAGUCGAGGUGAUGUACACGUUCGAACGCGUCAUCUUCAUCGAAGGCCCGGUUCCCACGAGGGUCCUCGCGGAGGGUGGAGGGGAAUUUUCGCUCUCGAUUUGGCCGGAGGACAGCAGCGCGCAGCUGAAUUGCGUCGUCGACUCGCAUCCCGUGGCCGCGUCUAGGCUGAGCACCGGAUUAUUCGCGUGCAUAUCGCCACCCCACGCUCCUGGAUUCGCCGCGCUGGCGUUGCAGAUUGAGGAUAACGAGCUCUUAUCCGCGCACUCUGCGAUUUUGGAGUAUCAAGUCACGCCCAUCGUGACCGCGUUGAACCCUCCGAACGGAGUCGUCGGCGGCGUCUCGAUCAUCAAAGUGUCCGGUCAUCACAUGGUCGGCCACGAGGUGUUCUGUCGAUUAGAACUGGAGUACGCGCUUCCUCUCGUCGCGCCGAAUCUGGGAGGGACGACGAUCACGCUGCUCGCGGAUCCCAUCAUGGACGGAUCCGGCGUGGUGUGUCGAUUCGGUACGACGAUCGUGCCCGCGUCUCGCGCCGCGGCGGUCGUCGGCGUCCAAGGCGUUUCCAACGACUUGUACGACGAACGUGGGAACUACAACCCGAACGUCGCGAGACAACCGGCGGCGGUGACGUGCGACGCGCCGGCGAUUCCCGCGGGUUUCACGACGAUCGACAUCGGCGUCGACACCGGAAACGGCGCGGGAUACGCGUUCCCGUCCGACCGCGCGAUGGUCGACUUCGAGUACGAAGUCCCCGCGUCCGUGCUUCUCACGAUUCCGAGCGUCGGCGCCGCGAGCGGCGGCUCCGUCGUGCACGUCCAAGGAACGCACUUUUCGCGCGCGAACCGACCGUGCGGUUUCGGAUCCGCCGCGCCUUCAUCGACGGUGUUUGUCAGCUCCGCGCUGGUGUCGUGCGAAUCGCCCGCGAGCGUCGAAGGCGCCGUCUCCGUGGAGAUGAGCUUGGACGCGUCGAACGAGCGCUGGACCGAGAACACGGUGCUGUUUGCGUACGUUGAGCACUUUCCCGUGUAUGCGAUCGAACCGUCGUUCGUGAUCGAGUCCGGCGGGAACGUCUUCAAGCUGCACGGCGAGGCGUUCCACGCGGACGGCGUCAACGCGUGCGUGUUUGGUUCUAUCGGGCCGCUGUCCGGGAAAUUACUCAACGCGGAUCGACUCGAGUGCGUGUCCCCAGCCGCAGCCUUGGGCGACAAGACAUUGUCCGCGGUCAGUUUCAAAAACGCGAGAGACGUGACGUCCGCGGCGACGGUCGUGUCCGUCGUACCGUUAGCGAAAGCGGUCGUGGCGUUCCCCACUCACGUCCCUGUCACCUCAGGUAACGCGGUCACGGUCGUCGGCGUCGGCAUGAGCGCGCUCGAGAGGCCCGUCGAGGACGGCGUCGGCGGGCUGUGCGCGUUCGGGGACUGGACGACGUCCACGACGUGGAUCACCGGAAACGAAAUCCCCGGCGAGGUCGUGCACCCGGACCGUUACAGCGCGGUGAGCUGCGAGACGCCCACGUCAUCCCCCGGGGUGGUGUCGUUCUCGAUUCACGCCGCGCGCAGCUCGCAGCCCUCGGACGUGACGUUCACGUUCUCGCCCUUGGCGUCCGUGCAGAGGAUUCACCCGAGCACGAUCACGGACGACAUGAGCGCGGUGAUUCACGUCUUCGGGGACAACCUGCCCGAGGAACGAGGGUCCGCGGAGACUGGCUUCAUGUACUGCGCGUUCGGUUCUUUCGAGUCCACGACGCGCGCGGUCUUCGUCUCCACGGCGAUGAUCAUCUGCGAAGCGCACGCGCAGGCGCCCGGGAUGGUUCAGCUCGACCUCAUCAGCGACCACGGCCAGGUGUGGACGACGGAGAGCUCGUCCGUGCUCGAGGUGACGCCGUUCAUCCGCGCGGUCGCGGUGGAUCCGUCGUCUGGAUGGGAAGAAGGUGGCGUCUCCGUCGAGGUACACGUCAGCUCUCUCCCUCCCGCGCCCGCGAAGAACGCGAUGUACCCUCCGUUCGCGUGCCAAUUCGGCUCGAUCGCGCCCGUCGCCGCGCGCGCGAGCGGGACGUCGAUGUUGUGCACCGCGCCGGCGUCGGCGCCCGGGCCCCGAGCGAUCGGCGUCGUUCCGGGACGCGGUCUGCAGCGAGGCGCGCCCGCGUUCGAAUUCGUGCGAACACCAGAGUUUACGGGUGCGGUCCCGCUGCACGUCGCGUCCACGGGAGGCUCGAGCGUAUCGUUCGCGUCCGUGUACCGAUUGCCUCUGAACGUCUUGGCGUGCCACGUCGACGGCGUCGUUCAAGCUGCGGUGAUGCAAUCGUCCACGACCGUAUCGUGUGUGAUGCCGCCGCACGCGCCGGGUAUCGUGCAAGUAUCCAUCGCGCACGCGUCGAACGCGUACGGCGCCGCUCUGACGAGCAGCUCGGUCGAUAUCGAGUACAUCUCUCCGUUCGACGUGAGAGCGCACUACCCGAACCGAAGCCCGACGAUCGGAGGCACCGUCGUUGAGCUCUACGGCUCGAAUUUCAUGCCGCGCCGUCACCGAUGCCAAUUUGGCAACGCCGACGAGCCCGCUCACUUCGUGUCGACCGCGCUCGCGAAGUGUCAGGUGUCCCCGAGGCAGUACAUCGGCGACGUAGUGUUCGCGAUGAGCACGGGCACGGGCGAUGAUCUCGUGAUGACGUCCCUCGAAACUGCCGUCCACGACUAUUAUCUGCAACCGACGAUUGCUGCACUCGACCCCGACAGGGGAAAAUCAGACGGCGGUCAACGAGUCGAGGUCACGGGAUACAACUUCGUCAACUCCGAGUCCCUCGCGUGCAGCUUCGGCACGAUCCGUCCGAUUUACGGGACGUACGAGACCGACACGCUCAUGUCAUGCGUCGCCCCCGCGAGAACGCCUGGGUACCAAAAGGACGGCACGUUCCCAGAGAACACGUUUGAAAUCACCGGGAACGGCGUCGAUUACACAUCACAGAAACUCAUCUUCACCUACGAACCUUCGGACGAGGAACUGAAGGGAAGCAAGACGCUUAGCGUGUUCGAAGAGAUGUGCUUACUUCCUGGACCGAUGUGCAUACACGAUAUCUCACCCAUGCACGGCCCCGUCACCGGCGCCACGGUUCUGCGCGUCGUUGGCGGGAACUUCGACUUCGAGAAGACGAGCUGCAAGUUCCAAUCCACGCAAGCGCCCGCGUACAAGAAGGACAACUUCACGAUGUUAUGCAUAUCCCCGGUGAACAAGGCUGGUUUCGUCGCUCUGAACUUCAUCGUCGGCCUAGAGAUCAAGACGUUCGGGAAUCAGUUCAUGUUUCACUCGAGGAUUUUCGUGACUUUGGUCGAACCCCCGAUCGUGGCCACGCGCGGCGGUGACAUCAUUCUUGUCAACGGCAUUAACUUCAUGCGCGCGGCAGAAAUCGGAGAGAUGCCGAACGAGGCGAACACUUUCUGUUCGAUAGGGAUAUCGAAGUGGGAACCCGGGCAUUUCAUCAGUAGCACACUCGUGCAGUGCGUGACGCAAGAGUACGAGUCGAGAUACGCGAACGUGGAGGUUUCCAUAAACAACCAGGACCUCUCGAACUCGAAGGUAUCCAUUCGCGUCCGAGAGGCGCCUUUCCUUACCGGUAUCAUGCCGUUCGCCGCGCCCGCGGUCGGCGGCGCGAUGGUGACCGCGUUCGGUGACACGUUCGACGAAGGCAUCAACUUCGGCCUCCGGAUUGGCACCAUCGGCCCGGUCCGGACGCGCAUGAUCAGCGAGAGCGAAGUGAUGACCGUCAUGCCGAGUCAUUCCCCGCGUCUCGUGGAGGUGUACGUGUCGCACAACAUCCGCGAUAUCGAAGGCGAACCCUUCAUGUUCCGUUACCGACCUCCCGCGGAGAUCGACGCGAUUACUCCCGAGUACGGAUCCGUCGGCGGCGGCGCGCGCGUCACCAUCACGGGCGCGUACUUUGACCAGGGCGACGACCGCCCGUUCUGCCGAUUCGGUUCCGAGCUCGUCCUCGCGGACGGACAAACCGGACCAAACGUCGUCGUGUGCAACACCCCUCCGAUGCCGCCGGGUUUCGUGCGCAUCGGCGUAGCGGACGGGUUCGAGGUUGGCAUCCCGGGAGGUCGCGAUUAUCACGACGGCGCGUGGUUCCUGUACCAAGAACCCGCGAGGACGUUCGUGGCGACCCCGCCCGCGGGCGCGCCGGGCGGCGGCGCGUUAGUACGCGUCAUCGGCGCGGAGAUGAUUUCGUUCGAGCGAAACGCGGUGCUCUGCCACUUCGGCGCGACGAAGCCCUCGUCCGCGGAGCUCCUGUCGUCCGUCUUGGCGAUCUGCGAGUCCCCGAGUCACGGCGAGGGCGCCGUCGCGCUCGAACUCAGCGCGAGUCAAUUCGCUCCGAGCGCGCGGUACGCGGUGUUCGAGUACAUCUCCGUCCCGACGCCCGUGGCGGUCGAUCCCCCCGCGGGACCGGCGGCGGGGGGCACGCGGACAACGCUCGUGCUCUCUGGAGCGGAAACUUGGGGCGCAGGGGCUUCGCCAGCGGGCGUCGCCGCGUCCUUUGGCACGGUGUACCCGGUCGCCGUCCGCGCGCGCGGCGGACACGGCGGGUACGGCUUCGAGUUUAUCACCCCGGCGCGAACCCCGGGCGUCGUCUCCGUCGGCGCGACCACGGACGCGUCGUCGUCCGCGCCCGCGGGGGAUACGCUGCGGUUCAACGCGCACGGCGCGCCGCCGGUCAUCCUCGCGACGACUCCCGAGUCGACGCUGAGCACCGGAGGCGUGGAGGUGGAAGUCACCCUCGCGAGAGGAGGCGGGCAGAGCGACGAGCAGUUCCCAAACUUUUGCCACUUCGGCCUCGAGGCGUCGCCCGCGACGUUCGUGUCGACGUGGGAGGUGUGCGUGUCCGACGCGAGCGCAUCGUACUUCCCAGCGCUGAACACGAGCUUACCGGACGGCAUCGGCGACGCGCCGAGCGCGCCGAGCGUUCUCACGAACGCGGACCUGUACGGCUUGGACAUCGACGCGAUGCUGCAAAGUUCCGGCGCCUCCGUCGGCGACGCGAACUGGGCGCCUUCACGAUAUCCCACGUUCAACCGCUUAGGCACGUGCUUGGGGUUCACGACCGUGCGUUGUGCCGCCCCCGCUCACGCGUCUGGGUUCGUGCAAGUGACCGUGGACGCGUCGAACGCGCCUCCUCCGGGUGUCGGCGGGCGUUCAUUCGAGUUUGCAACCGCGCCGGAUUUGCACGCGGUGACGCCUUCGGAAGGCAAGCACACCGGCGGGACGGUCGUGCGGUUCAUCGGCGAUCACCUGCACUCCGCGAGCGCGUGCAAGCACGGCGUCUUCAGCGACAGCCGGCUACACUUUGCGUACCAAGAGCACGCGAGCGUGUACGCGUUUUCGCCGCCGCACGCGCGAACGGACGGGUCCUCGCUCGUGCGCGUCUUCGGCGAGCACCUCAUCGGGGACUCCACGCUGUGCGGAUUCGGCAGCUCGGAGACGACGACGGCGACGUUCGUGACGUCGACGAUGAUCAUCUGCCAAACUCCCGCGCACGAAGCGGGCGGCGUCGUCACGGAAGUCAGCGUCAGCGACAACGGGCAGACGUUCACGAGCAGCGGACGCGUGUUUGAAUUCGUGGAGACGAUCGCCGUCCGCGGCGUCGACCCCGCGGACGGCCCGAAACAGGGCGGCACGAUCGUGAACGUGCAGACGGAGUCGUUAGAUGGGAGAAACACGCUCGGAUGCAAAUUCGGCUCGAUCGCGCCGGUGUCCGCGCGGAAGUCCUCGCAAGAGAACGUCCUGCAGUGCAUGAGCCCGUCGCGCGACGUGGGCUUCGCGAACCUCGAAAUCACGGACAACGGCGUCGAGUACACGGACUCGUUCACGCGGUUCCAGUACUGGCCGACCGCGGACGUCCUCGCGGUGGAGCCGUCCGCGGGUCCGAUCACCGGCGGCACGGUCGUCACGAUCACCGGUCACGGCGUCAUGGACGCGGUGCAGUGCCGCUUCGGCACCGAGGUUGUCGACGGCGCGUUUGUCGCCGCGGCGAACGACCUCCGCGGGACGCAGGCGCACACCGCGAUGGACGCCGACGCGGAAAUCGGCACGCUGCUGGAUUACACCCCACGUCGCGCGCAGCCGCAGUGGCACAACACCGCGCGCGUCGUGUGCACAGCGCCGCCGUUGACGCCCGGCCACACGACCGUAGAGAUCAGCAACAAGAACGGCGGCUUCCACCGCACGUUGAAAGCGUUCGACUUUGAGUACCACGUCCACGCCGACGUGCGCGCGCUCUCGCCGACGGCGGCGCCGACGCGCGGCGGCUCGCUCGUUCGCGUCUACGGCGAGCAUCUCGCGGGCGCGGGCCCAGUGUGCGGCGUCGGCGACGCGGCACCGGUGACCGCGUACGCGGUGUCCUCCGCGAUUCUCGUGUGCGAGACCCCCGGGCAUCCCGUGGGCGUCGUCGUCGCGGAGGUGAGCGUCAGCGACGAAGGCCGGGUGUUCACGUCGAGCGGCGUGCUCUUCGAGUUUGAACACGCGCCCGCGGUGAGAGCGGUCGAACCCGCGGCGGGGCCGCUCGAGGGCGGGACCGUCGUGACCGUGCACGUCGACCUCGUCAACCACAAGCUCAUGGGAUGCAAGUUCGGCUCUAUCGCCCCCGUGCACGCGAGGGAGGUGGACAACGUCAUGCAAUGCGUCAGCCCGACGCACGCCGCGGGCGCGGCGCAGUUUGAGCUCACCGGGAACAUGCUCGACUACACGAACACGGAGAGCGUUUUCCAGUUCAUGGACAAGUCCGCGGUGUUGGACGUGUACCCGACGUCCGGUCCGAUGCAAGGCGGGACGGAGAUCAUCGCGAUGGUUGAGUCCCAUGGAUCGAACCUUCCCGCGUGCACGUUCGGCGGCGCGAUGGUGCAAGGCACGGUGAUCGAAAAUUUCGAGAUUUGCUACUCGCGACGCAUCUCGGAUAACAUCCUGCACUUCCCAGGCGAUUUGGACGCGGCGUCGCUCGACAUGCUCGCGUCCUCGUCCAAAUACACCGCGGACAACGCGGUAGACUACAAGUGUUUGGGGUACGCGACGAUCCGAUGCAUCUCCCCCCCGUCGACCGCCGGGACCGUCUCGUUCAACUACGGAAACGAUCUCGUCAACGGCGGCGGCCGUCGCGGCGGCCACGCGAAUCUCAACGCCCCGGCCGUGGACGUGAGCUUCUCGUUCGAAGUCGCCGCGGAGUCUUCGCUCGUCGUCGGCGGCGCGUACGUCACGAUUUACGGGCAAGGUUUCAACGCGAACAUGGAGUGCCGGUUCGGGGACGAAACGACGCCCGCAUCGGGCGUCAUGGCCGUCGACGGCAUCACGGAAACGUGCGUGAACAAAGCGCAAGCGAUCGUGCCGAACGGCAUCGACCACGUCGUCACGAAGUACCUUCACGUGUGCGUAGGGUGGUCCGCGGUCGCGUGCGAGACGCCGAGGUUCGCCGCAGGUUGGACGUCGUUGGAGUUGCGAAUGGGCGACGGCGAGAUCUUCACCGAGGCGCUGACGUUCCACUUCGAGUCCCGACCGGAAGUUGACCUCCUGUCGCCGUCCUCUGGUCCCGCGUCCGGGAGCACGGUCGUGUACCUGUCCGGACGGCACAUGGUUGGCGCGAUUUCGCCGCUGUGCCGCUUCGGCGCGGCGCCGCCUUCCAGCGCCGGUUUCGUCUCCUCCGCGCUCGCGAAGUGCGAAUCCGUCGACCACGACGAAGGCUUGGUCGAAGUCGAGACGAGCGCGAACGAGCACGAUCAUCACUUCAGCGUCAGCGGCGCGUCGUUCGAGUUCACGACGACGCCGAGGCUUCUCGCGCUUUUAACGCGGACGGCCGGCGGCGAACGCGGCGGGACGCUUCUCCGCGUCUCGUUGACGAACACGGACGAACCGAGCGCGUUGGACUGCAGGGUCGGGACGUUUUCCCCGGUGGCGUCGCGCGAGGUUUCCACGCAGGCGAUCGAGUGCACGACGCCCGCGCACGCGCCCGGUCCCGUCGCGAUCGAAGUCAGCGGGAACAUCGUGGAUUUCACGUCGGACGAGCUCGCGUUUACGUACGAGAGGACGAUAUCCGUGAUGUCGGUGCACCCGGCUGCGUCCGCGACGAGCGGCGGCGCGGAGGUUCUCGUGCGAGGCACCGCGUUCGUGCCGUCGAUGGAGUGCAGGUUCGACGACGUCGUCGUUCCCGCGGUGAUCGUCGGUGCUUUAGACGGCGGAGAGAUAUGCCGUCUGAAGACGUGCAUCGGGUGGCAGACGGCUUCGUGCUUCACCCCGCCCGUCGCCGUCGGUGGCUACAAAUCGUUCCAAAUUUCCUCCGGCGACGGCGAAAACAUCGAGAACGACGUCGACUUCGUCUUCGAGGUCGAGCCCAGAAUCACGAGCGCGAACCCUCCGUUCGGUACCGUGUCAGGGAGCACGGUCGUCACCCUGGGGGGGAUCCACAUCACGGACCGCAACGCGCCGCUGUGCAGGUUUGGAAACACGCCGCCGUUCGCGCUCGAUUUCGUGUCUUCCGCGAUGAUCAAAUGCGAAGCCCCCGCGCACGAGGAGGGCAUGGUCGACGUCGAAGUCAGCGUCAGCGACGGUGGGCAGUCCUACUCCAAGUCGCUGAUAUCGUUCGGGUACGUCGCGCACCCGUACGUCCUGGGCGUCGAACCCGCCGAGGGAGUCGAGAGCGGCGGCUCGCUCGUCCGGGUCAUGGGCGCCGCGUUCGCCAACGACGGCGUGACGCGCGUCGGGACGACGAUGAUCGCAACGCGUUGGCUCUCCGACGAGCUCGGGGAGAUCUUAACCCCCGCGCAGAAGAUCGGACACGCCCGCGUUCCGGUCGAGGUCAACCCCAUGACCGGUGGCUCGAACUCGUGGACGUCGAACGGCGUCGCGUACACGUACACGAUCCCGACGACGCUCGCGGGCGCGGACUGGGACGUGAGCUCCGUCGCCGGCGGCGGCGUCGUGACGCUGUACGGCGCCGGCCUCUUCCGCGAGGGCGGCGACCGGCUACAGUGCCGGUUCGGUGACAGGCACGUGGACGCGUUCCCGCCGCCGCGCCUGCCGAAAGGCCAUCCCGGCGUCCUCCCCGAAGAAGUGUGCGCGGGGAACAGAAAUUACGACUUCCGGAGGUGCUACGGCCUGUCCGCGCUCUCGUGCGCGGUGCCGUCGUUCGCCGCGGGGUUCACGACGGUGGCGGUCGCGCACGAGGCGGAGACGCCGCCGCGCGACGCCCUGACGUUCUCGUUCGACGUUCCCGCGUUCGUGGAGCGCGCGUUCCCGAGCGAAGGCCCGACCGACGGCGGCGCGCUCGUGUUCGUCAACGGCGUGCACUUGCGUCCCGGGGAGGGACGGAUCGCGCCGUCGUGCGCGUUUGGCGACGAACCGUCGAGGGGCGGCGCGCCCGCCUUUGUCGUCUCGUCCGCGCUCAUGGUGUGCGAGACCCCCGCUCGCGCGCGAGGCCUCGUCGAGGUGGCCGCGUCCGUGUCCGACAUGGGCGAGACGUACAGCGACACGAACGUUCGGCACGUGUUCGUCCCUUUCCUGCACGUCACGGACUCGUUCCCGCCGUCCGGCCCGGAGGCGGGCGGGACGUCGAUUCUCUUAAACGGCAGAAAUUUCGAGGAUGGAAAGUUCCUCGCGUGCCGGUUCGGCACGACGUACCCGGUCGCCGCGACGUUCGUCGACGUCGAGCGCAUCGAAUGCGUCGCGCCCGCGCACACCGCGACCGCGGUGCCCCUAGGCGCCGCGGGCAACGGGAGGGAUUACUCCCCCGGCGGCGGCCUGUUUGGUUCGUUCGCGAUGUUGAAUUAUCAGACGAAUUUACGCGUCACCGCGGUGACGCCGCGUUCGGGCGUCACCGGCGGGCGAACCCCGGUGUUCGUCACCGGCAGCGGUUUCAUCAACGGCACGUCGCUGUCGUGCAAGAUGGGGAAAGAGGUCGUGAGAGCCCUCUUCCUGUCGCCGUUCUCGAUAAUGUGCAUCGCACCCGAGCAACCCUCCGGCGCGGGCACGGUGUUCAUCGAGGUGUCCAACAACGGCCGCGACUACACGUCGCAGCGCACGUUGUUCCACUUCACGCCGUGUCCCGCGGGGUCGUACUGCCCGGACGGGGAGGUGAUCAAGUGCCCGCGCGGGGCGUUCUGCACCGGCGGCAGCGGCGCCGCGAGCAACUUCACGCUCUGCCCCGUCGGCACGUUCCAGCCGCGCACCGGACAGGCGAGCUGCCUCCCGACGCCUAUCGGGUUCAUCUCGCCGGACAUCGGCACGACGGUCCCGAACGUGUGCCCGCGCGGCGCGGUGUGCGACGUCACCGGCCUCGCUGGCGUGAGCAAGAUGUGCCCUCCCGGUCACUACUGCCUCGAAGGCACGCGGACGUCGAACUUUACAGAUUUUGGCACCCCGGAACGGCCGCUUCCGUGUCCGUUCGGGACGUAUUGCGGCCCCGGGGUCACGACGAAUCGAACGAUCGCGAACAACUUCACGACGCCGCAGACGUGCUUCGCGGGGUUCAUGUGCGAGCCCGGGAGCGCGACACCUCAAGGUUCUGGGCCGUGCCCGUCCGGACACUACUGUCCCCCGGGUCAGCUCGAACCGUGCCCGUCGCGGACAUACUGCCCGGGCGUCGCGAACACGGAACCGAAGCCGUGCGUCCCCGGUCUGUACCAGCAAGAGUACGGGCAGUCGGAGUGUAAAAAGUGUCCGCUCGGGACGAUUUGCCCGGGGUUCGCGCGCGAGCUCCCGGAGGCGUGCCCUCCCGGGUUCGUGUGCGAUCAGGAAGGUUUGCCUAUCCCCGCGACGCGUUGUCCGUCCGGGCAUUUCUGUCUGUCGAACACGCUCACGCCGGAUCCGCUCAGCGCGCUCGACUUCGACAAGCUUCUGCGGUCAUCGCCUAUUUUGCUCGAUCCGAACAACUUCCGGCCGCUGCCGUGUCUCCCCGCGACGUUUUGCAUGGAGGGCGCGAUGACGAACAUCACCCUCGAGGGCGUGUUCACGCAACCGCAGCCGUGCAAGGAAGGUUCGUACUGCGAGUGGGCGACGGGCGACAAGACGUUCGCUGUCGAAGGCGACGUUUCGAGCCCGAUGUACCGGUGCCCGCCGGGUAACUACUGCCCCAAGGGAACCUACAUUCCGAUUCCGGCGCCGCGCGGGUCUUUCGCCCCCGGCGAAGGCAACUCGCAAGCGUCGCAGUGCUUACCCGGGACGUACACGCACUACGAAGGUUUCGAAGCGUGUUUGGCGUGCCCCGCGGGAUACGAGUGCUCCAUGGACGGCACGUACAAGCCGCAGGUGUGUCCGUCCGGCACGGUGCGUUCCUUGCGCGACUCGAUCACGUGCAAGAAUUGUCCGAAAGGCACGUGGAACCCGUUCCGAGGGCUCACGGACGAGUCGCUGUGCAUCCCGUGCAACCCCGGGUACGUGUGCUCUGCGGAGGGCACGGAGAACAACAAGCCGUUCGGCGACAACGUCGAGCAGGUGCCGAACGAGUUCAUUUUGCCUUGCGAAGCCGGGCUGGACUCGUGCAUCACGAUUGAGCUGCAGCCGCUCGGCGGCGCGUCGCUGUGCCCCGAGGGGUACGUCUGCGACGCGCGCACGGAGGUUGCGUUCGUGAAGUGUCCGGACGGAUACUUCUGCGGCUACGGAACCUCGCCGGAGACGCAGUUUGUGAACAAGUGUCCGAUGGGUUACUUCUGUCCCGAAGGCACCGCAGCGUCCGGGAGGUAUCAGUUCCCUUGCGCCGCGUGUCACUACUGCCCCGCAGGGACCGGCAUCAUCAUGCCGCGUUGCCCUGAAGGGACGAAAUCUGAGCCGAACGCGGAGAACAUCGACCAGUGUUUCGCGGACAGGAUCACGUUCUGGCGCAUCCAGCCGCUCAAACAAUGGCUCAUCGACGAAGCGUACGCGAUUCUUCUGCAGAACAGCACGCUGACGACGACGACGGAUGCGAGAAGGCGUUUGCUCGAGAUUGGCCCGGGCGAAGAGGCGAGCCGCAUCGGUGGAAUUUACCAACCCGGAAAGUACGGCCAGUACGUCUCUCAAGAGGCUCUCGAGAAGCUCGGGGAGCACAUAUCGACGUUUCCAACGCUUCCCGGCCGCGUGAACGAGAUGAACCGAAGGCGGUUGCUUCAGACGGACGGAACGACCACGACGGACGGAACGACCACGACGGAUGGAACGGGCGCGGGGACGAACACGACGGGGGUCACCACGGACGGCGAUGGCGGUUUAACCAUCGGAAACAGCACGUUCGACGACGCCUACUUUGGCGAGUGCAAGGGCGAAAACUUCGCUCUUCUCGAGCCGACGUUCAUCAUGGACGAAGAGACUGGGCUUCCCGCGGUGGACAUCGAAGGUACGCCGAUGGUGAAGUUCACGCUUCCCAGAGGGCACAUCGCGAAAGUGAAGCUCGAUUUCCGUUUUAUCGAUGAUUUCAUCCGCCACGGUGCGCAAUACGAAGUCGCGUUAUUCGUGGACGACUACGUCAACGACAUGAUGUGCCCCGUAGACGAGUUUGAACGCGUGCCGUGCCCGCCAUGGGACACGGGCGAUGGAAUCAACCUCAAGACCAUGGGUCCUAUCGAGGGUGCGGAGUUCGAGGAGAAGUGUCCGAAGGGCACGAACGGCUUGGAGCUGCCCUUCUGGUUCGUCGGCAACGGAGUACAGGGCGCGACGACGUAUAACGUCCUCGAUCCCGAGAUGGGGACGUUCGUGUGGAAGAGAGGCCUGCACGAAAUUAACAUCGGUGGUCUCGACGAGGUCACGUUCCGUUUCGAGGUAAGGAUGCUUCACGGUUUGUACCAAAACGCGACUCGUCGUGGAUUCUUGGAUUCGAUGUGCAUCGACACGACGUACCCGAAACGCGGCAGCGGCGAAGAGAAAGCGUCGUUCCACAUCAUCUUGGAGAACAACGACGAACUUCAGGUCCCGCUUAACAUUCCGUUCCGCGAGCCGUAUCAACGGUCUAUCGAGUUAGACUAUUUCAUGUGCACGGAAACUCAGAUGGAUCCGUCGUGUCGGUACGUCUACCCAUCCGUCACGCUGGAUUACAACAGUACGCUUGCGUCAGAAUGGAAGAUGUACACGAAACUGAUAGAGCUCGCGGAGAUCGAAGCGUCCGGCGCAGAGAUCGUGAGCAUCGACACCGCGGACGUCGAGAUGACGGAUGACGUCAUCAUCGAAGAGAGCGGAGAGAUGCACGUUCCAGACGUCCUCGAAAAAUCGGAGUUCAUCUUCGUCGAGGACUACUGGGUCGACGACCGUCCGUUGCUCGCGGUGGAUUACCUUCCGUUCUUCUCCGGUUGCCGCGGCUUCGACUCGCACAUUUAUUUCUACUACCUCACCGAGACCGUGUGGACUGAAAUUGAGGACUUCGUAAACUACGGUAAGUGCGAUCUCGUGGAACCAGAAAAGACCAUCUUCAUCGAUCCGUGGGCGCCGCAAGUCCAAGUAGCGAUCGCGGAUGCGUGCGAGGUGGAAAUUCAGUGCUUCUACGAGGAAAAUUUCCGCGAGGCGGCGGCGAACACGCGUUGGUUCGAGGUCGAGGGUGAAAUUCUCUUCCACGUCACCCAAGAAGCGGAGGGACCGGAAAAGCUUUUCGAGGCGUCCAUUCUCGCGAAUGAUCAGUCCGAACCCCAGGUGAACCUCGGCGCGUACACGUCUUCAGUCGCGACGCAAGAGUCGAUUCCCGUGUCGUUCGGCCCAGAAGAGGGCAUCGAAGUCGCGAAAGGCGUCAUCCCCACGGAGAUUGCGAUCGAUAUCAGCUAUUAUCAGACGUCUCCGACCGACAAGCGAAUGAUUCAAAUCGAGGGCACGUACUCGGAGUACGUCAACGCGAAGAAACACGACGGGACGUACCUCCUCACGAUCACGACGUCGGCACUGGGAUGGUUCGAUCUCUUGAACUUCUUCGCGUUUCCAGAGAUUUUCUACAUCGCCCUGUUCCUCGCCCUCGGUAUGAUUUCCGUGGCAAUCAUCGCCGCGUUCUGGGCAGUCAAUCGUAUAUUCACCACGCUGAAGGACCCGCCGCGGUUCAAGUUCACGCCGUACCUCAAAAUCAUGACGCAAGGACCGGUGCAAGGCAUCUUCCUCUCUAUGCUUCCGUUUUUCCUCGCGCAAGUCGGCGUGCGUCAGGUGAUGACCUCCAUCACGUUCUUCACGCAGUUCCCCAUAAACAUCGACGACUUCGGUCGCGAGAUUGAUUCCGAUGUCGUGAAAAUGGCGACGGACGGGAGAAUUGCGCUCGCGUUCUUAACGAUCGCGUGCUACAUGAUGUCGUGCACAUCGCAGAUUCUGGUCCCGUCCGUGGAUGACUCGGACGAGGACGACAUGGACCAGAAGAACAAGGCGAUGGUGAAGCCCGAGCAGUGGAAACGAAGCCACUUCAUUAUCGCAAACAUCCUCAUCAACAUUACGAACCUUGCGCUCAUGGAAUUUUCGUACACGGACACGUACGGGAUUUUCUUCUUCACCGUGUUCCUUCUCAUGAAGGUUUUCCAUCUCCUCCUCGAGAUGAACGCGGAGGCGUUCUUAGGCGACGUGAUGCUCGUCACGCCGAUCAGCGUAGGUCUUGCGAUGACCAGUGGCUUGGUCACGAUCGCAGCUGAUGACUUCACGGAUUUCACGAUGGGUUACUACCUCGAGCUGAUCAUAUCGUCGCUUGAAUUCGUGUACCUCGACGCGUUCUUGGCGAAAGUAACGAAGAUCGUGCCGAUGUUGCGGACGAAUCUUUUCCGCAGACUGCGCCGAAGGAACAACACGGCGAAAAUCACCCCGGAUGCGAGCGUUCAGGAUGACAGCGUCGUUGAGGAUCUCAUGGGAUAUCUCACCGCGUAUGGUACAUCCACGGCGUCGACGUACAUGUCACCGUUCUUCAUCUACUUUUACUGGGAUUACAACGACCAGCUGCAGCUCUCGUUCUUGUUUGGAUUCCGUAAAAAGGAUUUACUUAUUUACUUGCUCUUCGGCCUCGUGAUCCUUCCUUUCCAGGUCGUCAUGGACAUCUUCUUUUUCAACAUCCAAGAGCUGUUCCACGGCUGGAAAGUUUACGAGUACAUGAAGUACGCGCGAUACCGGUACCUGAACAGGACGGCGCGUUGGAAGGGUCUUGAAAGGUCUUAUGACGAAUCCAUCGAUUACACCUUGCGCACGGUCGAUCAGCUGUGCUUCAGCAGCCAAUUCUACUUCGUGCUCGGUCUCGGCGGUGCCGGCUCUUUCUUAUUCGUCCUAUCCCUGUCCAUGAUGCUUCGCGCGCAAUACAACAUGUUCGAGGACAUCUUGUUCGGUCUCGUCGUCGGCACUUUCCUCACGUUGAGUGUCAUCACGAAGAAAAUCGCGAUGUUCAUCGCGGAUAUCAUCGGCCUCUGGAAGAUUUCGAAGGCGCAGAUGGACGACGGCAUGGUCGCGGAGGAGGACCUUCCCGACGAUUACAUCGGCGGACUCGAUCGCGCGGACACAGAAAGGGAUGGCACGGACGCGGCGAGCUCCAGAGGCGAAUUCAGCAUGGCUGAUCUCACCACGGACGCGUUCCGACGAAAGUUCCUCGAUCACAACCGUCUGUGGUUGCUGGACCAGCUCGCGGAGCUGCUCACGCCGCGCACGGCGAAGAAGUUCCGCAAGCUCGGUGGAAAGCUCCGCGGCAGCCUCGACGACGGCGAGGACAGCGACGAAGGCGAGGAGAGGUUCGAAGGCGAAGUCAUCCUCGCGGACUCGUCUCGGUCGAUCAUGCUCAUGUGGCGUCACGAAGCUUCCAAGCGCACGGAGGGCGCGUUCGCGAAACGCGCGCUCGGGCUCUCGGACACGUCGGACAGCGACGCCGACCGCGCGCCGAAGUGGCCGCCGGCGAAACUCAGCCCGGAGGCCAUCGCGCUCAUGAAAGGCUGGCUCGCGGCGACGAAAGCUGUGCGCGCACAAAGAGAGAAUAAACAGGCGCAGAUGUUAUCCGACACCGAAGACGAGGAAGCGAACCGCAGGGCGUGGGGCACGCCGAGGCUCUCGCCGACCGCGGAGGCGCUUCUGAGAGACUGGCUCGAGCGCGCGCGGUCCCGCGUGGGACGAAUGAAAGGGUCGGACGACAGCAGCAGCGAUGGCGACUUUGGUCCGGUGCGGAUCACGCCGCAGUCCUCGCUGAUUUUACGGCAGUGGCUCGCCGCCGUUCGCGCGCGCCGAGGGGGCAGAAAUCCGCUCGACAGCAGCAGCGACAGCGAUGACGCGACGAUGCAAAACUUCAACACGAACGUCCCCGCGAGAGUGAACCCUCGGAGCGAGCAAGUCGUGCGGUGGUGGCUCCUCGAGUUAAGACGCAAGAUGGCGGAAGAAGGAGGUUCACCAGGCGACGACGACGUGGACGAGGACUCAGACAGCAGCGACCUGAGCGACUCAGGUUCUCCAGGUUGA
Molecule: messenger RNA, 19725 nt
Organism: Micromonas pusilla CCMP1545
Lineage: Eukaryota; Viridiplantae; Chlorophyta; Mamiellophyceae; Mamiellales; Mamiellaceae
Exons: 6
Coding region: 1-19725 (6574 amino acids)
Biological process (GO): semaphorin-plexin signaling pathway involved in axon guidance; regulation of cell migration
Cellular component (GO): semaphorin receptor complex; plasma membrane
Molecular function (GO): semaphorin receptor activity
Source: RefSeq, a predicted model, not a curated record